This is a messenger RNA of Acanthopagrus latus (yellowfin seabream), 5853 nucleotides long. RefSeq names its product formin homology 2 domain containing 1 (gene fhod1). NCBI's taxonomy places the organism in Eukaryota, Metazoa, Chordata, Actinopteri, Spariformes, Sparidae. Gene Ontology annotation, cellular component: cytoskeleton; cytoplasm. The record is from RefSeq and is a predicted model, not a curated record. The transcript has 28 exons. Gene Ontology annotation, biological process: cortical actin cytoskeleton organization; actin filament network formation. The coding region runs from base 115 to 4317 and encodes 1400 amino acids. Gene Ontology annotation, molecular function: actin filament binding.
UUCACCGGUCUGGUCCUGCUGCUCAGGUCCGGACCGCCUGCUCGCAAAGUCUCUCACGGCGCUGAACGGAUUCACACACACUUUCCGCCGCAGUUGGGUCGCGGUCACACGACCAUGUCCUCCAUCGUCUGCCGGGUCCAGUUCCUGGAGGACUCGGAUCCGUUUAUCUGCACAAACUUCCCGGAGCCUCGGAGACCUCCGACCGUGAGUCUGGAGGAGAACCUGCCGCUCAGCGAGCAGAUCGCCGGGAUACACAAGCUGCUGGAGGCGCCUCUGAAGUUGGAGGAGUGCACCCUGCAGCUGUCUCCUAUUGGAAACUAUCUGGACCUGGACUCGUCUCUGUCCGAGCAGAGAGACGAGCUGGAGAGCUUCUAUGAAGACGUGACUAAAGGGAAGAAGCCCAUCCUGAUCCUGAGGACUCAGCUCUCCGUCCGAGUUCACUCCAUCCUGGAGAAGCUGUAUAACUCUCACGGUCCAGAGCUCAGACGCUCCCUCUUCUCGCUGAAACAGCUGUUCCAGGAUGAUAAAGACCUGGUCCCAGAGUUCGUGGCUUCUGAAGGUCUGACGUGUUUCGUUAAAGUCGGAGCAGAAGCCGACCACAACUACCAGAACUACAUCCUGAGAGCUCUCAGUCAGAUCAUGCUGUUUGUCGACGGGAUGAACGGGGUGAUAAAUCACGGUGAGACGGUUCAGUGGCUCUACACGCUGACAGGAAGUCUGUCUCGUCUGGUGGUGAAGACGUCUCUGAAGCUGCUCAUAGUCUUUGUUGAGUAUUCAGAGGCCAACAGUCCUCUGCUCAUCGACGCCGUCAACACAGUGGACGAGAAGAGAGGUGAGAAGCCGUGGAGUUACCUGAUGGAAGUUCUGGAGGAGAGGAACGGGUCGGACACAGAGCUGCUCAUGUUCACCAUGACACUCAUCAACAAGACUCUAGCAGUGCUCCCUGACCAGGACUCGUUCUACGAUGUGACUGACAGUCUGGAGCAGUUGGGGAUGGAGACGAUCAUCCACAAACACAUGAACAGCAAGGGGACAGAACCGGACCUUCGAGCUCAGUUCACCAUCUAUGAGACAGCUCUGAAGUACGAGGACGGUGAGAUCGAUGACUCCUCCCUUCACCUCCGUAAAGAGAGAAGAAAGAUGGCUGCCGGCGAUCAAGAGGGAAGAAAGAGCCGCCGCUCGUCCAGCCAAAACCUCCCUGACCUUCUGUCCUACUCUGCAGGCUCCUCCCCCUCUGCCUCUCCCACCCCUCCUACCUUCCUCUCCCCCUCCACCGCCGCCAACAAUCCCCUCUCUCCCGUCAUCUCGUCCACCUCCUCUAGCCCCACAGCGGGUUUUGGCAGCAGGGCCUCGUCUCCUCUGACCUCUGACCCCGGUAGUGCCUCUUCCAGUCCAGCUGGGUCCCAGCGAGGGUCUCCUCUGCCCCCUCACACAGCUCCCAACAGUAUGGCGACAACAGAGGAGGAAGCAAAGACACCGAUCAGCCCGAGUCGCUCUUUCCUCAGUCACCACAUGUCAGCUCUUGGUCUGAGCAGGAAGUCUCGCCUCUUCUCCAAAACCAGCUCCAUCUCUGAGGAGCCGCCCGCCGCUGGCAGCUCGGCUUCCUCGGACCUCUCUUCAUCUCAGUCGAACUCGGAGCAGCUCGGCAGCAGGACGGAGAAUAAAACCAGUUUCAACUCUGGGGAGGCUAAAGAGGUCUUCUGCUCAGAUGACUGUAAUGUAAAUCUGGACAAGCCGGUUCUGAGGAGGUUUGAAGACACCUUCCUGCGCAGCCUGGCAGCCACUCAGUGGGAAAAGAAGAGAAGAAGUAAACACCUCAGCCAGAGCAGGCUGUCCUCCUCUGAUGAUGUCAUAACCCCGAGCCUGCAGCCUGCAGAGGAGGGCAGCAGUGUCCCCGCUGAGGAGCCGUCAGUCUCGACAUCGAGCAGUUUGGAGACAAACGGACUCUCAGACUCUCAGAAUGAGCCCGCAGCAGCUGCGGUGCAGCGGCAGUGCAGCACUCUGUCCAACGACAGGAAGUUCCUGCUGGACAUGCUGUACUCCAAGACCUCCAGCACAGCUCCUCUGAGCCCGACGGCUGCUGCCCCUGACACCACUGAAGAAGAAGGCAGCUUCCUGCCGGGUGGAGAUCUGGCCGGACGGGGUCGUGUGUUGGAGCGUCUGUCCAGCUUCAGAGCGCGCUCGGUCGAGCCCUCCUGCCCCACUGAGAGCAGCGCCUCCCGCAGGGCAGAGCUGGAGGGGCUGGAAGGCUCCGCCCAGGCAGCGCUGGCCCGGCUGGCUGAAGAACAGCAGAACCGUCACCUCCGUCAGCAGAGCAGCAUCGAUGUGGAGAGCCACGCCCGCCACCUGGAGACCACCCAGAUGACCCCGCUGGGCCCCGGGGGCCCCGUCGACGCCUGGCAGCAGCUGCAGCCGAGCGCCGCCGCCCUGCGCAUCAAAGACCUGGACUUCUCCGACCUGCUGGACGAGGAGGACAUUGACGUGUUGGACAUGGACACCUUUGACUCCUCCUCUGCCCCCACCUGCUUCUCUGGUCUCCCUCCUCCUCCUCCUCCUCCUCCUCCUCCUCUCCCAGGCUUGGCUGGUUCUCCUCCUCCUCCCCCCCCCCCUCCUCCACCUCUGGCUGCUCUAGCCCCUCUUGCACCUCCUCCUCCUCCUCCUCCUCUCCCCGGUGCUCCUCCUCCUCCCUCCUCUCAGAAGCAGAAGAAGAAGACGGUGAAGUUGUUCUGGAAGGAGCUGAAGCAGGCGGACGGGCCUCACAAGUGUCGCUUCGGCCGGGGGACGGUGUGGGCGUCUCUGGACAAGGUGGCGGUGGACACCUCCCGACUUGAACACCUGUUUGAGUCUAAAGCCAAGGAGCUGCCUGUCACCAAGAAAGGACCAGACACUAAGAAGUCUGAGAUUCUGGUUCUGGACCCAAAGAGGAGCAACGCCAUCAACAUCGGUAUGACCGUCUUGCCGGCCGUCCACGUCAUCAAGACCGCCAUCCUCAACUUUGACGAGUUCGCCAUCAGCAAAGAGGGGAUCGAGAAGAUCCUGACCAUGACCCCCACAGACGAGGAGAAGCAGAAGAUCCAGGAGGCUCAGCUGGCCAAUCCUGACGUUCCUCUGGGCACGGCGGAGCAAUUCCUGUUCAGCCUGGCCUCCAUCAGUGCCCUGACCCCCCGCCUCCAGCUCUGGGCCUUCAAACUCAACUACGAGGCCCUUGAGAAGGAGAUCGCAGAGCCGCUGUUUGACCUGAAGCUGGGCAUGGAGCAGCUGGCCUCCAAUCAGACGUUCAGGAGGAUCCUGGCCACGCUGCUCGCCAUCGGGAACUUCCUCAACAGCUCCAACGCUAAAGGCUUUGAGCUGGGUUACCUGGAGAAGGUGGUGGAGGUGAAGGACACAGUUCACCGUCAGUCACUGCUACAUCACACCUGCAGCCUGGUGGUGGAAAAUUACCCAGAAUCCUCAGAUAUCUACUCAGAGAUCCCCGCCAUCACCCGCUCUGCCAAAGUGGACUUUGAGCUGCUGUCGGAGAACCUAGUCCAGCUGGAGAGACGCUGCAAAGCAUCAUGGGACAACCUGAAGGUGGUGGCCAAACACGAGACAAAGACGCUGCUGAAGAACAAGAUGACGGAGUUCCUGAAGGACUGUACACACAGGAUCAUCAUCCUGAAGGUGGUGCACCGCAGGGUCAUCAACAGGUUCCACUCCUUCCUUCUGUUCCUGGGUCAGCCGUCCUCCUCUGUUCGGGACAUUAAGGUGACCAGUUUCUGUCGGAUCAUCAGUGAGUUUUCUCUCGAGUACCGAACCACCAGAGAGCGAGUUCUGAGCAUCAAACGCAAACGGGCCGCUCACAGAGAGAGAACCAAGACCAGAGGCAAGAUGAUCACCGAGACAGAGAAGUUUUCGGGGGCGGUGCCUCAGCAGGAUAGCCCCUCCCCUGUCUCCAUGGCAGCGGAGGCGGGGCCAGGUCAGGAGGAGGAGCAUGAGAACAUGAGGAACCUGCUGAUCAGCAGCAACAACAGCCUGACAGCUGACCAGAGAGGCCUGAGACGCUCCAGAGCUGUCCGCAGUUUCGGCAGAGUGAGUCCGUCUCUGAUGUCCGUGGCUAAAGAAGACGGGACGAGCUCCCAGGAUGACGCCACAGACGAGAUCAUGGACCGGCUGGUCAAGUCCGUUACCCAGAAUCCUUCAGACAGACCGUCCAGCCCCAAGACCCGCAAACGGUCCCGACUAAACAGGAAGUCCUUGAGGAGGACUCUGAAGAGCGGUCUCAGUCUGGAUGUGGUUCAGGCUCUGGGCCUCAACAGCAAGGCAGGAGACAAGGUGUGAGCAGAGACUGAUCGAUAGAUUGAUCACAGACUGAACUCAGACCGGAUGACGGACUUCGGCCAACGAUACGAGGAACAGAUCGUCAGAGUUUUUCUCAGAAGUCUUUGUGUUUCCUGCAGGAGGAGAAUCAUUGCCGUGGUUGUUGGUGUGAAACAUUGAACUGGUUCUUGUUGCUCUUUAACGUCUGACACAAACAGCUGUGAGCGCUAACAGCUGUGAGCGCUAACAGCUGUGAGCGCUAACAGCCGUUAGAGCUAACAGCCGUUAGAGCUAACAGCCGUGAGUGCUAACAGCCGUGAGAGCUAACAGCCGUGAGUGCUAACAGCCGUGAGAGCUAACAGCCGUGAGUGCUAACAGCCGUGAGAGCUAACAGCCGUGAGAGCUAACAGCCGUUAGAGCUAACAGCCGUUAGAGCUAACAGCCGUGAGUGCUAACAGCCGUGAGAGCUAACAGCCGUGAGUGCUAACAGCCGUGAGAGCUAACAGCCGUGAGUGCUAACAGCCGUGAGAGCUAACAGCCGUUAGAGCUAACAGCCGUGAGAGCUAACAGCCGUGAGUGCUAACAGCCGUGAGAGCUAACAGCCGUGAGUGCUAACAGCCGUGAGAGCUAACAGCCGUGAGAACUAACAGUCGUUAGAGCUAACAGCCGUGAGAGCUAACAGCCGUGAGAGCUAACAGCCGUGAGUGCUAACAGCCGUGAGUGCUAACAGCCAUGAGAACUAACAGUCGUUAGAGCUAACAGCCGUGAGAGCUAACAGCCAUGAGAACUAACAGUCGUUAGAGCUAACAGCCGUGAGAGCUAACAGCCGUGAGAGCUAACAGCCGUGAGUGCUAACAGCCAUGAGAACUAACAGUCGUUAGAGCUAACAGCCGUGAGAGCUAACAGCCAUGAGAACUAACAGUCGUUAGAGCUAACAGCCGUGAGAGCUAACAGCCGUGAGAGCUAACAGCCGUUAGAGCUAACAGCCGUGAGUGCUAACAGCCGUGAGUGCUAACAGCUGUAAAUCUUUUAGAAACAUGAAAUGAUUCUGAUUCUCUGUUUGGACUGAAUUCUGUUUAUUAAUAUUUCCAUGUGGUCAAAGAGAAAACUUGUUUGACUCAGACGGUCUCCAUGUUCUCACAGUUACUGUCAGACUGAUGCUUCUUGUUCUUGACUGCAGCUGAAGGAAACACAUCUUCAUCUUCAUCUUCAUCUCUGAGAUGUGUCUGUGUCUCUUGACCUGCAGGUGUUUCAUUAAUUUGCAUUUUGUAGAAGAAGUUGUAUCCAUCUUCUGAGCUCUGAUGACUGACCUGCACAGAGAGGUCCUUGAAAGUCCUUAAAGAGUUUUUAAAUGUUUUGUGUCACAAAAUUCAACUUAAAUUUAGAAUCACACGUCAGAGAAUCACAAAACCUGUUCAACACCACCUGCCACUGCGUGUGUGUGUGUGUGUGUGUGUGUGUGUGUGUGUGAAUCACUGAACAGCUGACAGAACGACAACAUGGAAGACUGAAUGUGUUCCUGAUAUAAUUAAUAAAGUUUUAUGAAGAACAACGGGA